CCCCCCCUCCCGGCGCCGCCCUUCCCCCCGCGGCGAGCCGGCGGCUGUGGCGCGCGCUGCUAACGGCCGUGCGCGUGCCCGGCGGCGGGGCGGAACGGAGCGCAGCUGCGCGGCGAUGUCGAGGAGCUCCCGGGCGGUGCUGGUCGUCACCGCGCUCCUCUCCGCCGCCACCAUCGCGGCCGUGCACGUCCAGCAGCGGCGGGAACGCGAGAGGCUGCACAGUGGAGUUCUCAGAGAUCUGGAGCGACAAAAUCAGAAAAAGGAAAAUAUUCGCCUGCUGGAAGAGCAGAUUGCUCUGACAAAGCAGCUUACAGAAGAAAGAGACAAGAUGCUCAUGGAAAAGGGAUCCCAGCAGUCCUAGAUGAGACCUGACUUGUUAAGAGGUUUGAUUAAAGGCACUUGGGAUGAUUGCAUUCUAA
Numida meleagris (helmeted guineafowl) is the source of this 419-nucleotide messenger RNA. It is a transcript of the gene PET117, whose product is annotated as PET117 homolog. The record is from RefSeq and is a predicted model, not a curated record. Gene Ontology annotation, biological process: mitochondrial respiratory chain complex IV assembly. The coding region runs from base 116 to 361 and encodes 81 amino acids. The transcript is spliced from 2 exons. Gene Ontology annotation, cellular component: mitochondrion. Lineage: Eukaryota; Metazoa; Chordata; Aves; Galliformes; Numididae.